Adineta ricciae is the source of this 546-nucleotide messenger RNA. NCBI's taxonomy places the organism in Eukaryota, Metazoa, Rotifera, Eurotatoria, Adinetida, Adinetidae. The record is from the annotation of a GenBank genome assembly.
AUGUCAACUUUCAACUACGGCUUCACGAUAGAAAAAGUGCAAACCUUAACUUAUACUAAUCGUGUUCUCUUUCUUCAUCUGUCACAACAUACGCUUAUUGCAGAUAAGAAUAUCUUUCUUUUUCCUUUCCUGGUAUCAACCGAACCUAAAUACAUUUCUCGACGAUACAUACAAGAUGCACGAGAAGCAUCAACGAUGCCGUUGAAACAGAAAUAUUACGUCCAUUCUGCUCAUAUUUACAAUCGAACGGCGCAAGCAAUCGACUUAAAAAUUUACUACUGUGGCGAGAAUCAACAUCACGAACAUGAAAUGAUACGUCUAAACCAAUUGGAAGGCCAUGGCGGACAUUAUUUUGCUGAAACGCGUUCCUAUGCUGACGCGCAUAUGAUCAUCGAUCGGCAUAUUUACAAAAUCGAAGUCGAAACUGCGGAUGGGAAAACAUUGGAAAUCAAAUGGCCGUACGACGGUUUAGUCGACCACCAUGAAAAAGAAUGGCAAUUCGAUGUUGAAGAUGAUGGAAUCAAAUCGAUUAAUCCACGUGUCUGA